AUGCACAUGAUCGCAGUCCCUUCUAUUGGUGUUAGUGACAGCCUCAAUUUCAACAACGACGACAAUGCCACUUCCUCCACAUACAACAGCAAUUUGCCUUGGUAUAUGGCAGAAUGGACCACGCCUGUUACGGCUGUGCUGGAAGCCUAUGUCUUGGUUUCUUUCUUGGUGUUUUUGGUCAUGGGGUUGAUGUGUAUUCGUCGUCGUGGGUGUUUUCACAUCUGCCCUCGCAGACGCAGAAGAAGAACUAUGCGGUACCAACAACUACCAAGACGUCGCGUGUGGAACGAACACCAAACCAACUACAACAUGCACGAAGACUGGGAUGAAGACGUCAAUCACUACGGAGUCAACAGCUUUCACUCCAGAGAUCUUGCCGCUGUUGACACUGAGAAUGGCGAACAUCGCGUGCAGGACAUCCAAAGAUUGGAGAGGGCAUUGAGGGUUGCUGGAAUGGCUUGA
This is a messenger RNA of Aureobasidium melanogenum CBS 110374, 462 nucleotides long. RefSeq lists its product as uncharacterized. The record is from RefSeq and is a predicted model, not a curated record. Bases 1 to 462 code for a protein of 153 amino acids. The transcript has 3 exons. Lineage: Eukaryota; Fungi; Ascomycota; Dothideomycetes; Dothideales; Saccotheciaceae.